UUCUUUAGUCUCAAAGCUGUGUCUCAAAGUCAUUGGAUUGGAGUGAAUUAUUGUUCUUCAUGAAAAUCUCAACGAUUUCAACGCGACGAACGUAUUUAUUGCAGAAUACUUUCGUAUUCCAUGAGAAAAGUUAUUUUUCGAAUAAUAUUUUAUUAUGGUGGUCUCGUCUUAAAGUUAAUCAAAACUGAGUAAUAACAGAUUGUGUAAGGUUAGGAAAAGAGUAAAAACAAGAAAACGAUUCUCAUAGAUAAACGUCAUCGCAAUAGAGACAGGGGGCUCGUCGCAUAUAUAGUAAUAACACUGAAGAAAUCAUAAAUUUCAUUAAAAAAGGCAAGAUUCAUGAAUGUCUGAAUCUAAUUACGAUUCGGCGGACGAAUAUACCGGUCUUAUGGACGGUCAUGUCGCGGAAACGAGGGCCGACAAUGUUGGUGUUGUCGGUGCACGGUUCAAACGUCGAUCGAGGGUAACCAACGAAGAGACCGAUGGUUUACCCGAAGUCAGAAUUGAGGCCCCUAAUUCAGGGGAGCGGCUUGGGGUAGCACGAAGAACUGGUGCUGGCCCAGGAGGGAACGGAGAUCAUAGUGAUUCCUGUCAACAGGAAGAAGAUGAGGAAGAACUGAAAUAUGGAGCUGCACAUGUCAUAAAAUUAUUUGUGCCUGUGUCCCUUUGUAUGCUCGUAGUUGUAGCUACGAUCAGCUCUAUUAAUUUCUAUACUACAACAGGAAUUUACCUAGUCUACACUCCUUUCCACGAAGAGAGUUCAGAUGCUGGUACCAAAGUUUGGCAGGCUUUUGCCAAUGCACUCAUACUAUUGGGAGUCAUUGUGUGUAUGACAGUCGUUCUAAUUGUCCUGUAUAAAUACGAAUUUUACAAAGUCAUACAUGCUUGGCUCAUAGUAAGCUCUCUCAUGUUACUCUUUCUCUUUUCGAUACUGUAUUGCGAAGAAGUAUUGAAAGCUUACAACAUUCCCAUGGACUUGAUAACGUUAGCUUUAGUACUGUGGAAUUUUGGUGUGGUCGGUAUGAUUUGUAUACACUGGCAAGGACCUUUGCCGCUGCAACAAGCUUACCUCAUAUUCAUCGCUGCUCUAAUGGCUCUGGUUUUCAUUAAAUAUCUGCCAGAGUAUACAGCAUGGGUUGUUUUAGCAGUCAUCAGUAUUUGGGAUUUGAUAGCUGUCUUGACGCCAAAGGGGCCAUUGAGGAUUCUUGUCGAAACUGCACAAGAGAGGAACGAACCAAUUUUUCCAGCUUUGAUAUAUUCAUCUACGAUAUUGUACAGUUUCACAAUAACUUACGCGGGAUACAUUGGCGCUGCUACGAUGGCAAGCGGUGAUACUGUAGGAGGUGAAGAUGUCGCAUCGCCUGCACGGGAUCCUAUGCAAAAUCCUAAUAACCCUGUCCCAGCAGACGGCGAAGAAAGCGGCUUUACAAAUGAGUGGGUCGAGACUCAUGCUGAUCGUAUCGUCAGAAGGGCUCAACAAGUUCGCGAAAAUUCGUCAGCUCCAACGGAAACGCGUUCACUACACACAAGAUCUCACCAGAGUCAGACUCAGGCUGUCGUAACCGAAGAAGAACGCGGUGUCAAAUUGGGACUCGGAGAUUUCGUUUUCUACAGCGUUCUUGUUGGAAAAGCUUCGAGCUUCGGCGACUGGAACACCACAUUAGCGUGUUUCGUGGCCAUUCUCAUAGGCUUAUGUUUGACACUUUUGUUACUGGCGAUAUUCAAGAAAGCACUUCCCGCUCUACCGAUCUCAAUAACGUUCGGCCUUAUAUUCUACUUCUCAACGCGCGUAAUCGUUGCCCCGUUCGCCGACAGUUUGGCCAGCGAGCAAGUAUUCAUUUAGCUUUAAAUAAGUCACCUUGUUUACAUUUUUGACCAAUAUAUUUCUAUAAUUUAUUCGCGUGACACUUAUGUAUUCUGUCUAAUUUUCUUUGAAUCAUCUCUGAACUUCGAAAACGUAAAAUAGUUCGACGGAGACAAAGCAAUCAAUAUCAUGACAUUAAUAAAAUAUAUAAACAAAUUAUUAA
Molecule: messenger RNA, 2027 nt
Organism: Venturia canescens
Lineage: Eukaryota; Metazoa; Arthropoda; Insecta; Hymenoptera; Ichneumonidae
Gene: Psn
Product: presenilin
Exons: 7
Coding region: 344-1843 (499 amino acids)
Biological process (GO): membrane protein ectodomain proteolysis; calcium ion transport; negative regulation of apoptotic process
Cellular component (GO): ciliary rootlet; apical plasma membrane; Z disc
Molecular function (GO): aspartic endopeptidase activity, intramembrane cleaving
Source: RefSeq, a predicted model, not a curated record